Dendrobium catenatum is the source of this 648-nucleotide messenger RNA. Its product is annotated as WAS/WASL-interacting protein family member 3-like. The record is from RefSeq and is a predicted model, not a curated record. NCBI's taxonomy places the organism in Eukaryota, Viridiplantae, Streptophyta, Magnoliopsida, Asparagales, Orchidaceae. Bases 1 to 648 code for a protein of 215 amino acids. The transcript has a single exon.
AUGCCUUAUCGUGCCGUGGAUCUCUUCUCCCACCCCCACCGGCGGCGCGCGGCCCCCGCGCGGCUCCCGCCCUCCUGCCCUGGGCCCCGGCUUGCCUCCGCUGCUGUGGCCCGCGGCGCUUGGCCUCCCGCCUCCCAUAUUGCCUUUCCGCGCCCCCUCCUUUCUCUCGCGGGGGUCCGCCGGGUUAGUAUCCCUCAGGUGUGUUGCUUUCCUCCGCCACUGGCCCCUGCCUUUCCAUUGGCUCCCUUUUCCCCUACCAUCCUCCUUCCCCUCUAUUUUCUCCCCCACUUCCUUCUGCGCUUACUGCUCCCUGUCUUCCCCUUCGACUCGUGGCUAGCCUGUGUCCUGCGCACUCUUCUCCGCCCCCGUAUCUUAUUUCGCAUUCUUCUUCGUGCUCCCGCUCUACCCUACCCCACUCUCUCCUCUUCCCUCCUAAUCCCCCCUUCCUUAGCACAGCCUCUCCCACCCCCCCCCCCCACCCUUUCCUGCUGCCCCCUCCGCCCCUCCUCGCCGCCCCUGGCGGGCUGUCCCACCCCCCUCGCCGCCAUUCACUUCUGCUCUUCUUCUUCCCGCCCUCUGCCCCCUCGCCGGCCACGCAUCCCUCGCUUCCGCCCGCCUAGCGCGCACCUCUCCCUCCGUUUGAUCUGA